CAUGCAGCGAUUUAACCUAAAAAUAACUAUGAAUUAUUCUGUACUUGCCAAUAUGAAAUUUACACCCAUAUUAUCAUGAACGACCUUAAAUCACCAACUGUGUGUUUGUGCUGAGUCGAGUGUGACCAGAUAAUUCGGCUAUUAUGCUAUAUUUAUUACACAGCAAGGACUUAUUUGUAUGCAAACGUGUAUGACAUUUGUUAUAUUUGGUAUUGACGGCCUACCACAUUGUUGUUUCCUGAAGUGAAGUCGAAGAAGAAAGAAUCUGUCGCUAUAACUGUCACUAUAACUGUCACUAUAAAUAAGAUGACUUGAGAUACCAAAUGUUAAAAGCAACGCUUUAAAUACCAGCUAAGAAAAACAGUGGCAAAGAACUUGGAUAGUUCGAUACUCGUUGUAAUGCUAAAUAGGAAUUUGGAAAAAUGGGUGUUCAGGCUCCUGCUCGCGUGUGUCAUAUUCAUGUUGUAUACGACCAUAUGGGACUCUCAAAAUGUGGAUAUCGACGAUGGUACACAGACCGAUAGGAGAGCUUUGGUGGAGCGUGGCGGGGAUUUCAACGAUGUAGGUAAAGAGGAUACGAUUGAUUUUGACCCUGCGCCAGAAGUGAAUAAAGUUGAAGCUAUGCACCGUAUUACGGGAACGGUUGACUCAAUGCACAUAAGCCCUGCUCUACAACACAAGCUUUUCGCUAAACAAGAGCAAAUAUUCGCUCUGCCCCGCCCCGAUGACGCAACAUAUAAUGUGAAUGCGACCAAAAGUGAUGCAACACUACUCGACCGAGAAAUUGUUGACUCGAGGCCCGGAGCAUGCCAACGACGAAAUUACGCAACGGACAAAUUUCCAACAGCCACAGUUGUGAUACCUUUCUAUAACGAAGUCCUAUCGAUGUUAUUGAGAAGUGUCCAUAGUGUAUUGAAUCGUUCUCCUCCGAACUUAUUAUCAGGUGUAAUUUUAGUGGACGAUUACAGUGAGAAUGGCAACCUUAAAGAUCCACUGGAUGAAUAUGUCAAGAUGCUUCCUAAGGUUAAGGUACUGAGGAACGAGAAACGGGAGGGAUUGAUUAGGUCGCGAAUCAGGGGAGCAAAAGAAGCACAUGGCGAGGUCAUUAUAUUCUUAGAUGCCCACACUGAGUGUAAUGUUGGAUGGUUGGAACCUCUACUAAAUGAGAUAUACCACAAUCCUAGAACAGUUCUCCAACCCAGUAUAGACGGCAUACACCAGUAUUCUAUCGGAUACUCGGGGCAAUCCGGACUUGUACCCCGAGCUGGUUUCUCCUGGGAUCUCAGAUUCGUUUGGAUGCCAAUGCCGUUUUACGAACACCAGCGGAGGCGUUCGGAAUACCAACCCUGGAGAACACCCGUCGUGGUGGGCUGUGCUAUUGCUGUGCAGAAAAAAUACUUCUUCGAUAUCGGUGCAUUUGACGAAGGCAUGGAUAUUUGGGGCGGUGAAAAUGUAGAGAUUGGUUUCAGAACUUGGAUGUGUGGGGGGCAAGUCUUAAACGUGCCUUGUUCGAGGGUAGGUCAUACUUUCAAGGAGAUUAACUAUGCCUUCGGUAAGCAGAAACCAGGAUGGAAGCUGGAAAAGGCUCGAGUUAUCCAAAAGAACGGUAUGCGAGUGGCGGAGGUGUGGAUGGGGGAUUUGAAAAAAUAUUUUUACGCUUCAACUCGAGUGUUUUCUGCUCGACGAGUUUCUUUCACAAAGGAUGAAUUAAAAAGUGUUGAAAAAAGGAAAAGGGAAAUGGCAAAACUCAAUUGCAAAAGUUUUGAUUGGUACAUUAAAAACAUAGUUCCAGAGAUGGAAAUCCCGCCCGGUGAUGCGAUCUUUUACGGGGAGGUACGCAACAGUAAGAGUACCGCAUGCUUCACCAUCAUGCCAGGAAAUAUUGUCGGGAUCACUUACUUUUGCUUCAUUCAUAGAAUCUUACCCGAAAAUAAUUUUUACAUUUCAAAAACUGGGAAUUUACAUCACAAAGACAAAUGCAUCCGAGUAGACAAAUACGAUAAACUACUCCACCUAACCACAUGCACCGAGGCUGUCAGGACGACAACUUUUAGUAUGGAGCCCCAUCAAUACCCAUGGGGUACUUUGGUUGUUAAACUCAAAGAUGGAGACAAGACGCUGAAAUAUUGCGUGACUCAAGUAAAGAGUAUGUUUGGAGAUCAUAAAGGAACACAGAUAGCUCAAGCAUUGGCCUGUAGCACGGACAAGGCAUAUCAAAAAUGGGAGUUCACUUAUAAGUUCGAUCAUUUAUGACAAUGUACACAUGUGCGAUAAGAACGUUUCCAAACUGGAAAAUGUCCUCACCCCUUUGCACGCGGAAUCUGGUCGUGUAUAAAUAGUUGUAUCUUGCCUGUAUCAGGCAUCGUAACAGUUGGUAAAAUGGAAGUUAUAAUAACUUUUGUACUAAUCAAAAUGAAAAUGCCAUAAGUCUUGUCUUAAAAAACUAGUUGGAUUUGCUAUUGUUGUAUUGUUUGAGAUCUGUUUCUGCGAAGAAGGCAUGGUUCAUCACCGUGGUGAUACCAUACCAUACCGCACCACACCAUACCACAGCACACCACACCAUACCACACCACACCUGGAUACUACUAAUCGAAAUAUCCACAAUCUAGAGAUGAAGUGGGCGAGUCUUACCAAAUUGUGUCACACUAUAAAUGUGACAAGAACAAUCUAUUUAUGUAAUUUUAUAACUUCAAACUAAAUGUUUAUUUGUAUAACUGAUCAAUCAGAGGUUUUAAUAAAGAAACAUAAUAAGCCA
Messenger RNA from Owenia fusiformis, 2755 nucleotides. Lineage: Eukaryota; Metazoa; Annelida; Polychaeta; Sabellida; Oweniidae. The record is from the annotation of a GenBank genome assembly.